AUGGUGUGCCCUUUUGAAGAAGAUCUAGUGGACGUGGAAGCACAGAUUAUACGAAAUCUUUUCCGCCGUGAGAUGCUUUCAAUUUCAGGGUUCCCAAAUGUCAUUGGAUGCAUUGGUGGAACCCACAUUCCUAUUAAAGCUCCUUCAGUCAAUGAAGGAGACUAUGUUAAUAGGAAGUCAUUCCAUAAUAUCAAUGUGCAGGUAAUAUGUGAUGCAUCCCACCUCAUCACAAAUGUUGAAGCCAAAUGGCCAGGGUCUGUAAACGAUGCCAGAAUUUUCCGGGAGUCAGCGUCGUGACACAAAUUUUAACAAGGAAACUUCAGUGAUUACUUGCUGGAGGACAGAGGGUACCCCUGUCUGCCCUAUAUGAUGACCCCCUACCCUGAACCUGGACCACAGACACGAUUUAACCUGGCCCACAGCAGAACACGGGCCAAGGUGGAAAUGACCAUUGGCAUCCUGAAGGCCAGGUUUCAGUGCCUGCGUGGGCUCAGGGUUAGUCCAGAAAGGGCAUGUGACACAGUGGCAUGUGUGGUUCUUCACAACAUUGCCACAAUAAGAGGCAAGAGGGCCCCCCCUUCUCUUGAUGAAGAUGGUCAAGAGGAACCCCCAGUGAACCCAGUGGACCAAAGAGAUGGAAGGAUGGUACGGGAGGUGAUCUGCCAAAAUCACUUUUAA
Molecule: messenger RNA, 678 nt
Organism: Myxocyprinus asiaticus (Chinese sucker)
Lineage: Eukaryota; Metazoa; Chordata; Actinopteri; Cypriniformes; Catostomidae
Product: putative nuclease HARBI1
Exons: 4
Source: RefSeq, a predicted model, not a curated record